ACUGAGAAAUUUGGUGAAGGGACUGAAGGUCCAAGAUUUAAAAAUGCCGCGUUGUUGCAGCAAAUUUCUGUACUGCCCUGUGUUCCAUCAGGAAAGCAUUCCUAUUUUGUGAUUAUUGAAUGUGGAACAAAAGUUGGCACCAGCAAAAUUUCAAAAGCAAAUCAUAAAGAAAUUCUAUGGAAUGGGAAAUUCUUAUUUGUGUUUCCAACUUCUGAGUGGCAAAACAUAACUCACCUUAAGCUGAAAAUUAUCGAAGCAGAAUACUUCACAGAUGGCAGAUUUGUUGGUGAAACCAUUAUCAACCUCAAAGGACUGAUGGUGGAGGGAAAUGAUAAAGGAGUCAUUGAGUUGAAACCAACCCCAUAUAAUGUGGUUCUGGAAGAUGAUUCUUACAAAGGAGAGAUAAAAUUAGGACUCAAGUUCAUCAAAAAUGGAGAUUGUGAAACAAAGAGAAGAGAAUCAGCAGCAGAGGGAGAAAAUAGUGGCUCAAUAUGUAACACCAUAAUGAAAGUGUGGAGUAUGACAUGGUGCAGUAUACUUUAUUUUUGCAGAAAGACAAGUUAUGAUUAUAAACAGAAGGAAAAUUAGGAAGAAAUAUGAGCUGAUAUAUGAGCGAGUGAUAAAAUAUUGACAUCAUUAGCCAUGCUCUCUUCUUAGGAAGCCAUUAUACAAUUAA
Daucus carota subsp. sativus is the source of this 676-nucleotide messenger RNA. RefSeq names its product elicitor-responsive protein 3. The transcript is spliced from 5 exons. NCBI's taxonomy places the organism in Eukaryota, Viridiplantae, Streptophyta, Magnoliopsida, Apiales, Apiaceae. The record is from RefSeq and is a predicted model, not a curated record. The annotation marks the transcript as partial.